AUGUCAGCAGUAGCAGCAGAUCAACGGACAAAAGCAACUCUCCAUGUUUCGGGCCUCGAUAAAGCGGUGACACGAGAGCUGCUACAUGCCGCGUUCAUUCCAUUCGGCGAUAUCGUCGAAGUAACACUUCCCCGAGACGAACAAUCAGACCAACCCCACCGCGGCUUCGCCUACAUCGAAUACGAAUCCCCCCUCGACGCAGCCGAAGCAAUCGACAACAUGAACGACAGCGAACUAUUCUCCAAAACACUACGAGUAACACAAGCGAAGGCGAAUAGAGACACAAAUCCGAAUGAGGGGUUGGGGAGUACGAAGGCGCUGUGGGAGCAGGAGGGGUGGUUGAAGGAGCAUGCGGUUGACGAGGAGGAUAUUAGGGCUGUGCAGGCUGUUAAUGGGGGUGGGAUUGAUCCUAUGGAGGGGGUGGAGAGGGAAGUUGGGCCGGCGAGGCCGCCGGGGGCGUGA
Molecule: messenger RNA, 462 nt
Organism: Saitoella complicata NRRL Y-17804
Lineage: Eukaryota; Fungi; Ascomycota; Saitoellomycetes; Saitoellales; Saitoellaceae
Exons: 3
Coding region: 1-462 (153 amino acids)
Molecular function (GO): RNA binding
Source: RefSeq, a predicted model, not a curated record